Paralichthys olivaceus (Japanese flounder) is the source of this 811-nucleotide messenger RNA. Its product is annotated as guanylin-like. Gene Ontology annotation, molecular function: guanylate cyclase activator activity. The record is from RefSeq and is a predicted model, not a curated record. Lineage: Eukaryota; Metazoa; Chordata; Actinopteri; Pleuronectiformes; Paralichthyidae. Gene Ontology annotation, cellular component: extracellular region.
UUGUGGACGGAGGAAACGCAGACAACGAGCUGAGCACCUGCUGAGCGAAUAUACACAGCAACAGACAAACGAGACAAACAGCUGUCGAGAUGAAGGCCACGCUCGCCACCGUCACUCUCCUGGUCCUCGCUCUUGGCUGGACUUCUGAGGCCGUGCAGAUCGAGGAGAAUGGGUUGUCGUUCUCCCUGGAGGCCGUCAAGAGGCUCCAGGAGCUCACGGUGAGCCGGGGCUCACCAGGGCCGCAAAACCCUCGACUCAGGGCGAGCACCGUGUCGGUCUGCGCCGACCCCAUGCUGCCACAGGAGUUCCUGCCGCUCUGCAAGCAGAGGGGAGCGUCAGCAUCUCUCUCCAGACUAGCCCUGGUUCCCCUGGACGUCUGUGAGAUCUGUGCCUUUGCCGCCUGCACCGGCUGCUGAACAAACGCAGCUGACCACAUCUUGCCGAGCUUAAGACUUGUGAUUUUUUUCUCUCUCCUUCAAAGCUAUUUCAGGGAAUAUCAAAUUCUUUUGCCCCCAAUGACGAAACGUUCUUUUUCCUCAAUACUGAGGUUCUGACCCGGCCCACUGGAAACUUCAUAAAUUUAAAAGUUGUCUUUUAUUUUGUAUGUUUUGCUUUUGCAAACUGUUACUUUGUAGCAUAGUUACAACUUAUUUUUCUGCGGAAAGUUCUCUCACAUUAAUUUAAAUUUUUGCAAUUACACUGUUUGUUACAUCUUACCAAGCUUUAUAUAUGUAUUUAAAGGAGGUUCUUUUUGAAUUCUUCUUCUCUUUUUUAUUUGGAUAGUUUUGAAUAAAAAGCCUUCACUGAUAAA